Arachis ipaensis is the source of this 1277-nucleotide messenger RNA. The record is from RefSeq and is a predicted model, not a curated record. NCBI's taxonomy places the organism in Eukaryota, Viridiplantae, Streptophyta, Magnoliopsida, Fabales, Fabaceae.
UAGAUAUUGUCCUUUGAGACCAUUGGUCCAUUUGUAAAAGCUACUGUAUGCUACUAAAGUGUAGUAUUGCCACUGCAUGUGUCAUUAACUUGGUACAUACUAAAGUGAGUGAAGCGUAAGGACACAAGACUGAAGAAGCUAAAGUCUUUCUUCUUCUUAACGUUCCAACACCUUAAACUAUGGUGAAAGAAAAGAAGUGGAUUCAUGUUUGCUUUAUUCCUUUCUGGGUAUUAUAUAUUGGCCUAUCAACAUGGCAGCUAAAACCAGAAGCCUUGUUUUUUGUUCUCUGCCUCCUAUCUAGCGUCUUUGUUUUUCUAUAGCACAAGAUGGAUAACAUUGGCAAAUUGGCUGCUAUGAAACAACAGCUGAGAGGCAAAAGGCCCAUGCCGGGGACGGCAUUGUCUGAUGACAGCAUUCUGGUGAAGAAAAUAGUGGCUGAGCAUAAACCUGAUGGUCUAGAAUAUGAUGCCAAGCCACUUCUCCAUAUUGUUGAGGAUAUUCUUAAACGUUCCACCUUGAGUACUGAAGGUGUUUCCACGGGUGCGCUUGCGCAUGUUGACCAGAUCGAAGAUGUGAUCGAUCAACCUGGCUACACCAACUUGCUGGAGGAGAUUAAUCGAAUUGAUUCUGAGAUUUCGUACAAGUCUCUUGCGGGUGUAGAUGCACACUCUAGAGCACUUGUAAUAUUUGAUAUGCUUCAAACAUAUGAGUGGGAUGUGAAGUUGGUGCUGUCUUUGGCUGCUUUUGCUCUGAAAUAUGGUAGAUUCUGGCUUCUUGCAGACAUGCAAUUAACAAACCAGCUUGCAAGAUCCAUGGCCAAUCUGAAGAAAGUUCUAAACAUCAAGGACAUGGAGCAUGUAAGCAUGCUGCGACCCCGGUUUGAAGCCCUGAAUGAACUAGUUAAGGUCAUAUUGGAGGCGGCAAGGUGUGUCAUUAAGUUCAAUGGUCUGCCAAGACACUACAUUGCUCAAGACACAACAGCAUACAACAUUGCCUCUAACCAUAUCCCCAUUGCCACCUAUUGGAGCGUCAGGGGUAUCAUCGCCUGCGCAACUCUGCUUGCAAGCCUAGAUACACUUGGAUUUGAGUUCAUGCCAUCAACUACCGAGUCAUGGGAGCUAUCUACAUUGGCUCACAAGCUUAAGAACAUACUUGAACAUCUAAGGAAGAAUCUGGAUAGCUGCUGCAGACAGAUUGAGAAAAGAAUGGACUCUGAAGCUUAUGAAAUGUUGCGCGAAUUAUUCACGACACCCCUGCCUUCAGGUUGUUCCAUGUAA